Messenger RNA from Acanthopagrus latus (yellowfin seabream), 3650 nucleotides. It is a transcript of the gene znf341, whose product is annotated as zinc finger protein 341. The record is from RefSeq and is a predicted model, not a curated record. Gene Ontology annotation, molecular function: DNA-binding transcription factor activity, RNA polymerase II-specific; RNA polymerase II transcription regulatory region sequence-specific DNA binding. NCBI's taxonomy places the organism in Eukaryota, Metazoa, Chordata, Actinopteri, Spariformes, Sparidae. Gene Ontology annotation, cellular component: nucleus. The transcript is spliced from 16 exons. Bases 390 to 3245 code for a protein of 951 amino acids. Gene Ontology annotation, biological process: regulation of transcription by RNA polymerase II.
ACCUUACAUGAAAUGGACAGACAAUUUCUUACACUUCACAUCUUGCAAGUUGUUCCAUAUUAAAACUAUUGAUCGUUUCGUUGGCAUUCUUAAAUUCGCGAUCAACUGUGUGUUACACGAAAAAAUGUUAUUCGGAGCCACGAAAAACAUGAGCCACACUGUCUUGUAUCGGAUCGACAAACAAGCCUUAUUUCCAGCUGAUACGUUUUCUUCUGUAUUUUAUGUCCUUUACCAUCACAUGUUUAUCCUGAACACUAUUUGGGCGAAUGACUUUUCCCCGACUUCUAGGUUUGAUUUGUCUUUGUGCUUCCAGUGAGCUGAAAGAGGCGCACCUCAACAGGCAGCCCCUGCUAAUCGAGCGCCUAUAGCGCAAGCGGAAGAGCUACAAGAUGGCGCAGGCAAUAUUUGAAGUGCUAGAAGGCAUGGACAACCAGACGGUGCUGGCGGUCCAGUCUCUGCUGGAUGGCCAAGGCGGAGUUCCUGACCCGAACAACCAGAACGUUUCGGGAACGUCCACCAUCCAGUCAAUGGACGACGAGGAUGUGUUCCUGUGUGGAAAGUGUAAGAAACAGUUCAACUCUCUGCCAGCCUUCAUGACACACAAGAGGGAGCAGUGCCAGUCCAGUGCGCCCUCCCUGUCCACAGUGUCCUUGGCCUCAACCAACGCGUACACACCCGUCCCAUCAAUCAGCUCGGGACCACAGACUCCUGCCAACAGACAGGUAUCCACCUACAUCACGGUCCCUCCGUCCCCUCUGACGCACACUCUGGUCCAAGGCAACGUGCUGGUCAGUGACGAUGUUCUCAUGUCGGCUAUCUCAGCCUUUACCUCCAUCGACCAGCCCAUGGCCACCAUGCAGACGCCUAUACAGAGUAACUUGAGCAUGCACACAGCUGGUGUAUCCUAUCUGCAGCACCAUCAUCACCAUCAUCAUCAUCACCAUCAUCACCAGCAGCAGCAGCAGCAGCAGCAGCAGCAGCAGCAGCAGCAGCAGCAGCAGUCGUCCCACCCCCUGCCCUCCAGCCAGGCUCCAGCACACCCCCUGCCAGCUGGACAGCCCUCGCAGCAGUCGCUCUCUUCACAAGUCCCAGUGAGCCACAGCAACUCAGUGGUCCAGGUGUACAGCGCACUGCCCCAUAUGGCUGGGGGUGGUGGUGCAGAGAUCCACACGCUGGGCCUGCAGCCCUUCCAUCCUGUACAAGUGCCCAGUCAGUGUGUGGAGAGCCAGUCGUUCACCACGCCUCCUGUCUACAGCCCCGGGAAGCAGUGCACCAAAACAAAGAUCUGCAGCAUCACCACCAACCUGACAGAGCUGGGCGACUUUGAAAAGGUCAUCAUCCCCAAACGACCAAGGAGCAGCAAAAAAAGCCCAGACGGAGCGACAGCAGAGCAGCUGAAAGGAAAAGGUCCAAAGCUGAAGUGUAAUUUCUGCGACAAAAUCUUCUCCAAAAACUUUGAUCUUCAGCAGCACAUUAGAAGUCACACAGGAGAGAAACCGUUCCAGUGCAUCGUCUGCGGACGAGCCUUUGCCCAAAAGUCCAAUGUGAAGAAACACAUGCAGACACACAAGGUGUGGCCUAUGGGAGUGGCCAGCACAGUUUCAAGAUUACCAAUCACAGUAAAGGUGGUACCAAUGCCAUCCAAUGAAGAGGAGGGAGGCGGGGAGCAGCAGCAGCAGCAGCAAGGUGAAGUGGAGGAAGAGGGGUCACAGCAGCCGAACAUUCAAACACAAGCAGAAGAGGAGGCAGCAGCUCAAACAGAAGCUCCACAGGAGCUGGAGGAAAGUGUGACGGAGGCUCAGGCCGAUCCAGAGGGCAGCCGAGGGGAAGCCAUGCAGAACGGCCAUCCCCAGGUACAGAUGCAGUCCAGCCAGAACCCACAGUGCCAAGCUCCAACCAAGCAGAUAGUCGUGAUCGACAGCUCCUACCAGUGCCAGUUCUGCGCCAGCAAGUUCAAGACCUACUUCCAGCUCAAGUCCCACCUGACGCAGCACAAAGGGGAGCAGGUUUACAAGUGCGUGUUGAAGUCGUGCUCCCAGACCUUCCAGAAGUUGGAUCAGUUCCUGGAGCACAUCAGGACGCACCAGGAGCAGCUGACCUACCGCUGCCACCUCUGCAGCAAGGUGUUCCCCUCACUGUUUGAACUGGGGGUCCACCAGUACUCCCACUGCUUCUGCCCGCAGCAGAACACGCGCAAGGAGACCACCGUCUACAGGUGUGCGAAGUGUCAGAGCAGGUAUUCUACCCAGGAGGCACUGGAGCAACAUCUGCUGACGGCCUCACACAGCUUCCCCUGCCCACACUGUCAAAAGGUUUUCCCGUGUGAAAGGUACUUCAGACGCCACCUCCCCACUCACGGCAUCGGAGGGAGGUUCAAGUGUCAGAUCUGCAAGAAGGCCUUUAAGACAGAGCACUACCUCAAGCUGCACACCCGUAUCCACUCAGGUGAAAAGCCAUACAAAUGCUCCCUCUGUGAGGCGACGUUCAACAGGAAGGACAAAGUGAAGCGACACAUGCUCAUCCACGAACCCUUUAAGAAGUACAAGUGUCCCUUUAGGACACACGUAGGCUGCACCAAAGAAUUCAACAGGCCGGACAAACUCAAGGCCCACAUUCUGUCACAUUCUGGUAUCAAACCCUACAAGUGUCUGUUCUGUCAGAAGGCGUUCAGCCGCAGAGCUCACAUGCUCGAGCAUCAGCAGUCCCACACAGAUAACUACCGCUUCAGAUGCCCCACCUGCAACAAGGGAUUCACCAGGCAAAGCUACUACAGAGAUCACAAGUGUCCCGCCGCUGGGAACGGGACAGGAUCCGACGGAGGGACCGGAGAGGCCGAGGGAGACGAGGUCGCGGGAGAGCCGAUGGCGGAGGAGAAGGACGGAGGGGAUGACGGCAGGAGAGGCAGGUUCGCGAGAAAAGCAAAAAGGCCAAGGACUGGGGGAGACGACGGAGACAAGGACGACAGCUCAAAGGACAGCCAGGAGCACGAGGAAACACACGGGGAGGAAGAGGAGGACGAGGACGAGGAGGAGGAGGAGGAUGAAGAAGAGGAGGAGGAGGAGGAGGAGGAGGAGGAAGGACAGGGGAGGAGAGUGGAUGAGGGUUGUCAGGCUGCAAUGUCCAUCGCCUCCAUUGAGGGACAGACGGAAAGAGGGGAGGAGGAUGACGGGAUGGAACAUGGCGGCGAGGCUCUGGAGCAGAUUCAGAGCAAUGACCAAAACUGUUUGCAGCAGCCAUGUUUGUAGUUUUAAACAUCAUCUUCAUUGGAACGGGUCCAAAUACUGGACACGGACCAAACACACUCCAUUCAUUUUUUGAAAAAAAACAAAAAAAAAUCAGUAAUCUCUGGGAAAUUCUCUCAUUAUUUGUUUUAAAUUAAAACAUUAUUUAUAUUAUACACACUGCUUUUACUGCGUUCACUGUAAAUCAUUUGUGGGAUAUAGUAACUAUAUGGCCAAAAUAACCAGUGCACCAUUGUUGUGUUCCUGUGUGCAACCUUUGUGCAAAUGAAGGCACAGUGGUUCAUUUCAAAUGAUACGAUGUCAAAAGCAAUGGCAACAUUUUCCUCUGAUUUUGUGUCACAAUAACUAAUUUAUUUAAAGUUUUAAAGUAUAUUUGUGCCCAUAUAAAUGUCAUUGCAAACCCUUUUA